AAAGUGCUAAUAUCGCACUGUUGAAAUGGUUGAAGGAAGAUGUUCAAUUCUCGGAUGGUUAUGCAUCUAACAUCGGGCGAUGUGCUGAUAUUGAUGGUGUGAAGUUAAAUGGAAUGAAGAGUCAUGAUUGUCAUGUCUUCAUGAAACGACUUCUUCCAGUUGCUCUUGUUGAACUAGUCCCGCGCAAUGUCUACGAACCUUUAUGCGGUAUCAGCACAUUUUUCAGAGAUAUAUGUUCAAGAAAUCUUAAUGUUGGUGAUGUUCAGCGUAUGAAAGAAAACAUACCGCUAAUCUUGUGUGCACUAGAAAAUGUGUUUCCGCCUUCGUUUUUCGAUGUUAUGGAGCAUUUGGCUAUACACUUACCAGAUGAAGCAAGACUUGGUGGUCCAUUGCAAUUUCGAUGGAUGUAUCCGUUUGAAAGAUUGUUUUUUCAUCUGAAAAGAAAGGUGAAAAACAAGAACAAACCGGAAGGGGCAUGUGCAUACAUCGGGAGCUAAGCCUUUCAGUCGUGUUAUGCAUGAAAUGGCUAAAAAAAGUGAAGCGCCAACGUUGCUAGAUCUGUUGAAAGCAACGCAUACACGAAAAGAUGGUGUGAUGGUUGACGGAAAAGCGCAACAAAUCGCGUCACAAAUUCAACAUGAGAUUAUUGCGUCGCAACCAACACAAGGCGAAGCUUCUGCAUCGGAACCUAAUUUGCCGAAGGAGAAAAUUGAUGAGAUAUAUCUUCAGGUUGUUCCACCGAACAAAUUUGGACGGAUAUACGGUCUCGGUUCAAUGCAAACCGAUAUCACAUAUCAUCCUGGUGAAGAUGCUCCUUCAACUGCUCAGGAAACGCUUUCACUCGCACGACGAGUGCGACAAUUAGAGGAGCAGCAAGCUGAACUUCUUCGGCAACAAGCGGAAUUCUUGCGUCGACAAGAAGAAGAUCGAAAACUCAUUGAAGAACUACGAGUGCAAGCAGAAUUUUUCAAUGAGUUCCAAACCCGAGGAUUUCCGAGCUUCGGAAGCGGUGGCGGUGGCGACGGCGAUGAAGCCAAUUACGAUGGGGAAAAUCAAAAUUAA
Molecule: messenger RNA, 1062 nt
Organism: Tarenaya hassleriana
Lineage: Eukaryota; Viridiplantae; Streptophyta; Magnoliopsida; Brassicales; Cleomaceae
Exons: 4
Coding region: 514-1062 (182 amino acids)
Source: RefSeq, a predicted model, not a curated record